AUGUUGCGCGCGAACGCACGCGCAUCCCUCGCCUUCAACCCUCCCGACAUCAUGAACACAGAUACGCUUCAAGAAGAGCUUAUGGAGGCAGCGAGAUCCCAGGUUCUGACCAACUACGCUCGAGCUGCCGCCGUCUCGCUAAUGGCCUACGAUUAUUUUCUCAACCUGGGACUUGAGAUCAGCAUGAUAUGGGAACUGAAGCGCUUCGAACCAGCGAUGCUGGCAAUACGAGCAUACGUGAUUAUUGGACGGCCGAACAAGAUCUCGUGGCUAUUGGUGUCAAGUUUCGUGGCAGCUCAAGCAGUGAGCUUCGCUUCCAACAUUGUCAUAUGGGCCAAUGGGCCAUCUAUGUCCUAUGUGGCCAAUAACUACGGCAUCCGCUACUGCGUCACCGACACUCCAGCGAGCGUUAACUGGGUACCGUCAGCUGCGAAUGGUGCGUUGGCAGCCUUUGAGGUAAUUAUUAGCGUGUUGGUCGCUUUUCACGCCGUCAAGAGCUAUCCGGCGAACUACAAGUUCUCUACUAAUUCCGGCAAGACACUCAUGUCGAUCGUGGUCAGGGAUAACCUGGUCUAUUUCGUGAUAGCAUUUCUUGCAUUGGUCAUCAACACGAUGGCCAACGCGCCGUCACUCAACCAGUCUAUCGCGUACUGGGACAUAGAGAGUAUAUUCGAGUUCAUUUUCCUGACUAUGGUUGGGCCUUGGAUGAUUCUGAACACUCGGAAGCACAUCCGACACGACUCCGUAGAUGGGACUGACGGCACUGAACUGACCGACGUGAUCUUCUCCAGUGUCCCUCCUAUGGUCCCUGCCGAAUACCCUCAUGACAAUGACUACCAGUCACCCGCAGAAGCUCCUUUGCUUCGUUCGCCUGCAUGA
Messenger RNA from Coniophora puteana RWD-64-598 SS2, 879 nucleotides. RefSeq lists its product as uncharacterized. NCBI's taxonomy places the organism in Eukaryota, Fungi, Basidiomycota, Agaricomycetes, Boletales, Coniophoraceae. The coding region runs from base 1 to 879 and encodes 292 amino acids. The transcript is spliced from 8 exons. The record is from RefSeq and is a predicted model, not a curated record.